CGUCGACCGCGUUCCCCGUCUCCUCGUCCAUUAUCGUUUCAUCCAUGGUUGUGUAAAGUGUAAAUUGUUUUCGUUCCGGUGCUAAACGCUGUGCAUCAUGGGUUUCUAGUGCGUUAAAUUUUGCACACGCAAGUGUGCCAGUACAACUAUCGAUCAUGGAAGCCAAAAUGGCGUUUUAUUCGCUUGCCGCAUCAACUUCGGCACAGUCCCUACACUUUACACAUCUUUCCGAAAUAAUAUCGACCUCAUCGAUCAGCGUCGCUGUAGAUCCAUCAUUGAAUGAAAAUGGAACCGAUGCUGACCGAAUGGAAACAGGAGCCGGUUUCGCCUCUCACCUACGAUGAGGUGUACCGGCUCGCCGAAGAGAACUUUUAUCAAACCUCCGAUGAAGACGAUGUCAAGUUCGAAACGGAGUUUGCAGGCUGCGAGACAAAGGCGGAGGUUGCCUCAUACAUGCUCGAGAAUCUCGAGAGUCUUGCCGAUCUCGAUGAUAUCAUCAAACAAGAACCCUUCCUUCUAGAUGAAAAGAUGUUGCCAAUGCUGGACGAAGUGGAGCCUCCACGCGCCAUGCUGGUGCCCAACAACCAGCUGAAAAUGGAAUACAUCAAACCGGACACCCAAUCGCUCCUCAAAGAGUUCGAGACGGUGUACGUUGAACUGAACAGCAGCGGCGCCCUAACACCGCCCCAAAGCCCACCAAUGGACCAGCAGCAGCAACAACAACAACCCAUGUUAACCACGUUGGAGCCGCUCCUGCAGCCCAUCAAGUACCAUCACCUCAACCACCACCAGCAGCAACAGCAACACCACCACGUGGCCGAUCAGCAACCGCAAACACCCUACUCCGUACCUGACAAGCAGUUGCUGUACCGCAACAUUCCCGUCGAUUACCCACCGGUGGCUACACCACAGCCCGACAUCGCACAUGAGCUCGCCGUCGUUGAAGAACUCGUACGCACCCGCGUCGAAGACAUGCAAUGGACCAGCAGCAGCGGACCGUCGUCGCCCAACAGUAGCAGCAGCAGCAGCGGCAGCAGCAACUUCGGCGAUUGCUCCUCCGACGAUCCCGAAUGGAUUCCGGAACCUAUUGAAAGUUACGCGGACGCAGUUCCCGGUCUCAAGCCGAAGAAAAGAUCUAAACCGUACGCUCGAACCAAUCCGGACGACAAAAAGUCACGAAAGAAGGAACAGAACAAGAACGCCGCAACCCGCUACCGUCUGAAAAAGAAGGCGGAAGUGGAAGAGAUCCUGUUGGAGGAGAAGCAGCUGUUGGACCACAGCGCCGAGCUCGGCACCAAAAUUACCGACUUGCAACGCGAAAUCAAGUACUUAAAAGGGCUGAUGCGUGAUCUCUUCAAGGCCAAGGGUCUCAUCAAUUAAUUCAAACAAAAAACACAUGCAACAUUGCAACAAAUCUAAUUAUUUCAUUAUGCUGUAAUGUUUAAAUGCUUUUUUCUAUACUCCGUUUCUUACUGUAUCAUUGCUUUAAAGUCGUUUGAUAAAAGUUAGUCUUAGGGAAGAUGUUUAAGAUAUUAUUUUUAUGUCGGUUUUAACGCUAGAAACGUAUGAACGAUUUUCUUAUUUUCAUUCACACGUUCCAAUCGUUUGCCAUUAUCAUUAGCGUUAAUUGUUAUAUGUUACAACAUUUAUACUUUAUUUCUAACAUGUAGUCUACACAUAUAUUUACUAACCAAUAAAGGAAGUUUUUAGGUGGGGAA
Messenger RNA from Aethina tumida (small hive beetle), 1718 nucleotides. RefSeq names its product activating transcription factor of chaperone (gene crc). Bases 280 to 1380 code for a protein of 366 amino acids. Lineage: Eukaryota; Metazoa; Arthropoda; Insecta; Coleoptera; Nitidulidae. Gene Ontology annotation, biological process: regulation of transcription by RNA polymerase II. Gene Ontology annotation, cellular component: nucleus. The transcript is spliced from 3 exons. Gene Ontology annotation, molecular function: RNA polymerase II transcription regulatory region sequence-specific DNA binding; DNA-binding transcription activator activity, RNA polymerase II-specific. The record is from RefSeq and is a predicted model, not a curated record.